Messenger RNA from Daucus carota subsp. sativus, 2049 nucleotides. RefSeq names its product cysteine-rich receptor-like protein kinase 3. Gene Ontology annotation, biological process: protein phosphorylation. The coding region runs from base 133 to 1977 and encodes 614 amino acids. Gene Ontology annotation, molecular function: protein serine/threonine kinase activity; ATP binding. The transcript has 7 exons. NCBI's taxonomy places the organism in Eukaryota, Viridiplantae, Streptophyta, Magnoliopsida, Apiales, Apiaceae. The record is from RefSeq and is a predicted model, not a curated record.
CGCUGGUCUACAAUUCUAAAUUCUUGGGCUCUGCCCUUGAACACUGCCCAAGUUUCAUUAUAUAAAUCCUUUUUCGUCUCGGACAAGGCUGUUCUUGAAGUGAAUACUCUAGAUAUAAUUUCUCGCAACUUAAUGCAUUUUUCACUUUCAUCUAUCUUGUUAAUAUCAUUAUCAUGUUUUGUUAAUCGAUCAUUUUCAGACCAUGCAGAUACGAGUCUGGCAUGCAGUAAGAAAACAGUUCUUGAUCCGUCCGAGCGUCAAGGUUUCAUGACAAGCUAUUUGUUAGCUAUGGUCUCACUCACUGAAUCAGUUUCUAUGCAAAGUUAUGGAGCUGCUGAAAAUGGCACUGUUUUCGCAUUUGCAGAUUGCAGGAGAGAUCUGUCGAAAAAUGACUGCAUUCUUUGUGUUGAACACUGCAAAGUAAAGUUGCAUAGCUGCCUAUUUUUUCAGAGUGUGUUUCUUGGUGGUAGGGUUUAUAAUAACUUUGAUGGAUGCUUCUUAAGGUAUGAUGGUUAUCGGUUUUUCGGGGAGAUCUCGGAUGAUGAGGUGUUUUGUGCAGGGAAUGAGUUUGCGGGGAACAAGAGUUUGUUGAGAGAAAGUGUUGGUGAAUUAGUGAGGAAUUUGGGUGUGAAAGGGGCUAAAAAUGAAGGGUUUUCUGUAGGUAACUACAACAAGGGUGAUUUUCAGGUUUAUGGAUUGGUUCAGUGUUGGAGAUUUCUGAAUAAAACUGAUUGUGAAAAGUGUUUGGAGGGUUUGGUAGCAAAAGUUGGUUCUUGUCUGCCAAAAACUGAGGGAAGUGUUUUGAAUUCUGGAUGUUAUGUCAGGUACUCUACACACAAAUUCUAUCAUAAUUCAAGGACCACUGCUGCAUCAAUACAAACCAAAGGAGGAAGCAAACAUUUAACACUUGUUCUGGCUGGAAUUUCAGCUGGUAUAGCUUCUUUGAUGCUUGCAUCAACCACAUAUUUCUUUUUAAAGAAGCACAUGGAAAAACAAAGAAGAGAGAAAGAGCAAUAUGAUUAUUUGGCCUCUGUCACCGACUCCAAACUCAUUUUCUCCUAUGAAAUGCUUGAAAAGGCGACUAAAUACUUUCAUGAUUCCAAUAAGCUUGGAGAAGGGGGAUCAGGCCAUAUUUAUAAGGGAAGAUUACCAGACGGGAGGACAGUUGCUAUAAAGAGGAUAUUAUUCGACACAAAACAGUGGGCUGAACACUUAUUCAAUGAAGUAAAUCUGAUAAGUGGAAUCAAUCAUAAGAAUCAUGUCAAGCUUUUGGGUUACAGCGUUACCGGACCAGAAAGCCUUCUUGUUUAUGAGUACAUGCCCAACCAGAGCCUUCACGAUUACUUCUUUGGGAAAAAGAAUGUGGAAGCAUUAAAAUGGGACGUGAGAUACAAUAUACUAUUAGGAACAGCAGAGGGGUUGAUGUAUCUGCAUGAAGAUUCAAAUUUAAGGAUCAUACAUAGAGAUAUAAAGUUAAGCAACAUUCUUCUUGAUAAAGAAUUUACUCCCAAAAUUGCGGAUUUUGGGCUGGCUAGAUUAUUUCCUCAUGAUAAAACUCACCUCUCCUCUGCCAUUGCAGGAACACUCGGUUACAUGGCUCCAGAGUAUGUUUUUAGUGGCAGAUUGACGGAGAAGGCAGAUGUUUAUAGUUUUGGUGUCGUCGUUAUUGAAGUGGUGUGUGGACGUCAAAAUUAUGCCUUUUCUGAGAGCACAAUUCCACUCCUGGAAAUGGUUUGGAAUUCUUACCAAAAAGGCAAACUCUGUGAAGAAAUUGAUCCUGUGGUGAAGGCGAGUUUUCAAGAAGAUGCAGAAAGGGUGCUGAAGAUUGGUCUGCUUUGUGCUCAGGCAUCUGCAGAACUACGUCCGUCUAUGUCUAAAGUUGUUAAAAUGCUAAUGAAUAAUCAACAGCUACCUCAGCCAACACAGCCACCAUUUAUCAGUUCUCGUUAUGUUGAAAAAAUUCCGCUGAAAAUAUGAGCAAUUACAGAUAUUCGGUUCUAGUACUAUUUUUAUUUUUUAGUGGAUUUUAUUCAUGGUUAUUUACAGGAA